AUCUAAGUCAUUGCCAUUUUGACGUUAUGGACAAGUCGUCGUAUCUAUUUAUGAGUAAAAGAAAAAAGCUAAAAUUUUCAUUCAGAGCAAUGGAUAAAAACUCAAGUACUGAUAGCAACAUAUCCGUGGAUAGCUUGGAAGCUCAAUUCAAACUUAAAAAUUUCUUAAAAGGUACGAAGACCGAUGAAAAUGUUGAUACAAUACUCGUGCCAUUUUACGAAAAAGACGUACUCAUAAAGGUACCAAAGGAUCAAAAAAGAAAACAAAAUAAUUCAAGUAAUAAGUAUCUCAGAGCGAAUGAGAAAUUAAAGAAAGAAUUGACGCAAACAAGCUAUUUGGUAAAUAAAGAAAGAGAAGCGAGGCUCAAGCGACCCACCUACCUAGAAAUGUUCCGUAAGCAAUUCACACCCAAUCAUGUUGACAAAAAGAAAGAUAAGAAUGAAAUACGUUCGUUAUCACCAGAAUUUGGUGAUACGGAGAGGGAAAGCAUUGGCGAAGACGCUAAUAAUCCCAUACCAGAGUUCUACAACACGGAGUCUUAUAACGAAAUGUAUUACGAAAAACUUUUGUGUCGUGAUUUACAGAACUACAUAGAUAAUUCUUUUGAAGAACAAGAGGAAGAACUGCGUUUUACUGAAGAUAUGGCGAACAAACCAGAUGACAUACGUGAUCAAAGCCCUGAUAAUCUAAAGAGUGUUUCGGAGGUCACAAAUCCACGUCGUAAUGUUAGAAGAGCAACAAUAGAUCCCAUGCCUAAUGUAAAGCUGGGAGGUUUGGGGCCUGAUUUAGAACAAAUUAAGCCAAGGCUUGAAAGAGCAAGGAGUUUACAAAGAUAUUCAGAGAAAGUAAGAAUGGAAAAUAGAUUGAAGAUUUAUAAAAAGACGUACCAAGCCCAACCCGAGAAGAAAGUUGAAAGAGAAACAUCUGCCAAACACAGGGAGUCACGGAAGGAACAACCUAAGAAAGAACAGGAUGAGGCUGCCCCCACUUAUUUGGUUAACAAAACUGUAAACGAAAAAAGUAACAAACUAAGCAAGAAUCCGUAUUUUAAAUCCAAAUCAGCUGAUGUCCAGAGAAUCAGAGAGAAGAAUGCCGAAAAGGAGAAGGAGAAAGAGAAGGAGAAAGAGAAAGAGAAAGAGAAAGAGAAAGAAAAGGAGAAGGAGCAGAAGCAACUAACUGUGAAAAAGAAAGAGGUAGUGAAUCAGAAACCUGAAGCUAAACAAAAGGUAGAAACCAAACCAGAUAAAAAGCCGCAGAAUGAGGGUAAAGAGGGUAAAGGUAAACAAACGACAAAAUCUAGCUCCAGGAACAUGGGCAUCAAUACUGAGACGGCGGAGGUUGCGCCGGUACAAAUAAGUUUCAUGGUCAACGUGGGAGGUGUUCGUCAGUCAAACGCUUUGAAGUCUCUGGAGGAAAAGCAUAGAAUGUACCAAGAACAAGUGAAAGCCUUCAUGGAAAAUAAUGAAGUUUAAUGUCCUUUAAAUGUUAUGGAAACAGCUUCUCUUUUCAAUUUCAUGUUUAACUGGAGUAUUGUUACAUGUCAAUUUUAAAUAAAUUUUAGCAUUCAA
This is a messenger RNA of Spodoptera frugiperda (fall armyworm), 1568 nucleotides long. RefSeq names its product DNA ligase 1-like. NCBI's taxonomy places the organism in Eukaryota, Metazoa, Arthropoda, Insecta, Lepidoptera, Noctuidae. The transcript has a single exon. The record is from RefSeq and is a predicted model, not a curated record. Bases 27 to 1472 code for a protein of 481 amino acids.